AUGAUGAUUUUUACAGAUAUAAAAGAGAUAAAUAUGCAAAUUCACAAGUAUACACCUAGAUCGAAAAAGAUAAAACAAUAAAACUAUAAAGCUGGCAAUUAAAAGUUGGAGACAUUAUUGAGGUUCAUGCAAAUUAAAGAAUACCUGCCGAUUUAAUGUUGCUCCAUACAAAUGAUAUAACAGGAACAGUUUUCAUUAGAGCAGAUUAAUUAAAUGGAGAAACAGACUGGAAAUUAUGUAAAGCCAUAAGACAUACUUAAAAUUUUGGUUAAAAUAAAAUUUAACAACUCUUAAUGCAUCAAUUACUGCGAACCAAUAAUUAAAAAAUAUUUGACAGAGGAUAAUCUUAAAAUUUUUACUACUUAAUAUGAGAAGGCAAAGAAUUAAACGGGAGAAAGAGAGGCUAGCUGUUCAAAAUUUUUGGACUCUUAUGAGAAUGAUUUGGAAUUAUUGGAAUUAAUAGGAGUUGAAGAUAUGCUUUAGAAAGUCAUUGAUGCAACAUUAGAAUCUUUGAAAAAUGCAGGAAUAUAAAUCUGGAUGUUAACUGGAGAUAAAGUGGAAACAGCUUAAUGUAUAGCAAUUUCAACUGGAUUGAAAAGUCCUACUUAAGAAAUGUUUGUAAUUAAGGAUAUAGAAGACUCUUUAAUCCUAAAAAAUGAGCUUAAUUAAUUUGCUCUAAAAAAUAAUAGCGUUCUAGUUUUAGAUGGAUAAUCCUUAAAAGUUUCUCUUGAGUUUCAGUAUACUGCAUUUUUUCAUGUAGCUUUAAAUUCUCAUGCUGUAGUCUGUUGCAGAUUCUCACCACUGAAUUGAUU
Paramecium pentaurelia is the source of this 812-nucleotide messenger RNA. The record is from the annotation of a GenBank genome assembly. NCBI's taxonomy places the organism in Eukaryota, Ciliophora, Oligohymenophorea, Peniculida, Parameciidae.